UUUACUCCCCAUCGAAAUUGAAAGAGAUUUUUUUCAUCCUUAAAAAAAUGAAAGGAAUAGAGUGGAAUCCAUGUAUCUGUCAUUUGACAAAAAAAAUCAACAUAAUUGAUAUCAAAACUGAGGAAUAAAAAUAUUACCAUUGUUUUGUUCAUAAAAUAUGUUUUAUGGUCACCAAUUGAAACAAAAAUAAGUUGUGAACUUUCAUAGGCUAAUCUUAAAAAUUUACAAAUAGUUUGAAAAUUUUGGUUGUAAAUUACAUGUCUUGUUUACAUACAUGUAAGUUGUGAAACCAACUACUUGUUAUAAAAUUGGCUUAAUCAUAAUAAGCAAAAGGUCCAUCCAUGUUCAUCACAUGGAAGAAGAUCCUCCAAGACCAACCUGUCACACUAGACUUUUCCUCUGUUUGCUUCUUCUCACAAAGUGCACACUUGAACCCCAAAAAAAAAAACAUUUUCUCCAAUUUUUUUAUACAAUAAUAUAAUCUAAAUAGAAAAAAAACAAAAGUGGUAAGAGAACAAGUCCAGCUUAAAGAAGCUCAUCUCUUUACUCAUUUCACGAUUCCCCCGUCUCGUGUUUCUCUCACACACUUGUUCUUUUGAGUUUCCUUCUCUUCUAGUCUUUUGGUCUUUCAUCAAAAGACCAAAGUUGAUGUUUUUACAGCCCUAAACAGAGACAGCCACAUACAUGUGUUAUGUCCCCAUAAUCCCAUUAUUACCACCAUUUCACACUUCUCUCCUAAUAUUUCCAGAUCCGACACAAACCCAUCUCACAGCAGAAUCUGCAGAAUCAAGAGUCAUAGAGAGAGAAUGGGAGUGAUACUGGACUCUUGGUGCUUCUGCAAAGGAGUAAGCAAAAGCGAGAAGAUGAAAGGUUCGAUUUUCUCCGGCAAGGGUCCGGCGAUGGCUCGAAUCUCCGUCUCCGGACCAAACGGUACUGUUACUUCCGGAACAGGGUUCCUCAUUCAUCGGAAUCUUCUUCUCACCACUCACCUUAAUCUCCCUUCCGUCUCCGCCACCGAAACCGCCGAGGUCCGCCUCCAGAACGGUGUCGCCGCCGCUCUCUUCCCUCACAGGUUUUUCAUCACAAGUUCAGUUAUUGAUCUGACCAUAGUUGGUGUAGACCUUGUUGAUGGUGGAGACUCAAAUUCUCAGAGUCAAACCCAACAACAGCCACAUUACCUGAAGACAUGUUCUAAGCCAAACCUGGAUUUGGGAAGUGUAGUGUACCUUUUAGGCUACGCUGCUCAGAACGAGCUCAAGGUUGGUGAGGGGAAGUUAGUGGUAGCUACCGACAAUCUCAUCAAACUAUCUACCGAUGAAAUGGUAUGGAGUCCUGGAUCAGCUGGGUUUGAUGUUCAAGGGAAUCUAGCGUUCAUGAUCUGCGAUCCGAGGAAGCUAGCUACAUCACCAGCCUCAACUUCUACUUCUUCCACAUCAUCAUUGAAGAAAGAUAACAACAAGACGCUGAUGAUGCAGUUUGGUAUACCCAUGCCUGUGAUCUGUGACUGGCUGAAUCAGCAUUGGGAAGGUAGUUUGGAUGAGCAUACGAGUAAACCUAAGCUGCCUCUCAUUAGGUUAAUGUCUUCUGGUCAGAAGAGUGAGCGUUCUUGUGCUUCGUUCACCAUGCGCCCUGUCUUCAAGCCGACUGACUCUGCUGAUGUUGUUGGAACAACAUCUUCAUCUAACAACAGAGAUCAAACUCAUAACGCCCCUGAGGAAGAAGAAGAAACCUCAAGAAAGUUAACUACUUCUACAACUCAUGCACAAGGCAUCCCAACCCCUGAGAUAUACGAAUCACCGAAGCUAACUUCAAGCCCUUUAAGAAAGGAGUCUGGUGGUGGUCAAGUCCAUCUUUUGGAUAUCAACUUCCCGCCACGUGUACCUAAAGUCCCAACCUAUCUUCCUCAGCUCAACUAUCCACAACAAAGCAAUCAUAUGGUGGAAGAGGCUGAGAUUGCAUCAGAGGGAUCAGACGCGCAGAUUGCUUCAACAGGCUCAGUGAACGGCGCUCUCAGCGAGGUCAUCUCAAGCUCACCACCACCAGAAGCAGCUCACUAUGUAUAUCACCACAAUCAUGGAUACAGCAGUGAGGAAGAGACAACAAUGUACUCUGCAGAGACAGCCGAGAGCCGAAACUAUCCAACUCCUCCGGCAAAAAGCUGUGUUGGAAGGAGCCAAAGCUGUGUGAGCUCCUCCGGCAGAUGGGGAACGCCUCAGAAGAGUUUGAGCGGUAGAAGAGCAAUGCUGGAGAAGCAAAGAAGCUUUGUCCAUGGGAAUAAUAAGAUGCAUUCACAAGGAGGAGCAACCUCUCAGAGGAGUAAUGACUAUUACAGCCCAACGGUGUCAUCAAUCAUGAAGAAAAGGAAUAAUAGUUCGGAGAAACCGGUUUUUAAACCGGUGCCUAGACCUAGAGCUGCUAGUCCUUCUUCCCAGAGAUGGAUGUUCUGAGACCAAGAGAAAGAGCCAAAACACCUUCAUAUAAAGAGAGAGACAUCUUUGUUUAAAAUUUUGAUGUCUUGUACUACUAAUUUGAUUUCAAAUCUUGUGCAGACAUAUUGAAGAGAGACGUUACCAAUAGAAAAACAUACAGUCUUGCAUUCUUGUAUUAGUUCAAAAAAAAAAAAGCUUUUGUUUUUGCUAUCA
Molecule: messenger RNA, 2642 nt
Organism: Brassica rapa (field mustard)
Lineage: Eukaryota; Viridiplantae; Streptophyta; Magnoliopsida; Brassicales; Brassicaceae
Source: RefSeq, a predicted model, not a curated record